Messenger RNA from Phytophthora sojae, 649 nucleotides. RefSeq lists its product as hypothetical. Lineage: Eukaryota; Oomycota; Peronosporomycetes; Peronosporales; Peronosporaceae. The transcript is spliced from 3 exons. The record is from RefSeq and is a predicted model, not a curated record. Bases 110 to 625 code for a protein of 171 amino acids.
GGGGAGGCCCCACACUGCGUGGGCCCCUCACUGCUCCGUUUAGCUCGGCGACUGAGUGAGUCUGUGCGUGGGUGGGUGGGUGUGACCUCGCUCUCUGUAGAGUCAGGAGAUGCAGAACCAAGUGGAGGCCCUCAGUCUGGACGCGGCUGCACACGAGCAGAGCGGCAGCUGCAGUGGAAGUGGCAGUGGAGGCUCUUCCGCUUCGUCGUCGUCGUCGUCGUCUGGUAGCGAGCGCGACGCGGACAACCAGGAGCUCACGAGGGGUGUCACGGCGGACGGCGUGGGCUUCUACACGAGCGACAAGUGGGCCAGAUUCUACCCGAACCAGGAGGUGGUGGUCGUUACGAGCAUCGGGCAGCCGCCGAUCCCUCCGGAAGGGUAUGUCCCGCUGCGUCAUGGACACCGGCGUGAACAGCAGAGCCUGGAAGCGUCUCCAGCCAUUGAGGAAGGUGUCCCGAGCGGAUUCUCGGUGGACACGCUGCUGUGGGACGAGAAGCUGCUGGAGCAGCGCAUCAUGCAGUUGACGGCGUGGACUCGCCGCUCGCCCAUGCCGCGACGUCAGAAGCUGGACCGCAUCAACCGCAUGGUCAACCAAUGUAACUCUACUAAUACCAAUACGUGCUGACCAUGCAAACGUUGAUGCAUGGUU